Daldinia decipiens is the source of this 1480-nucleotide messenger RNA. RefSeq lists its product as uncharacterized. The coding region runs from base 670 to 1386 and encodes 238 amino acids. Lineage: Eukaryota; Fungi; Ascomycota; Sordariomycetes; Xylariales; Hypoxylaceae. The transcript has 2 exons. The record is from RefSeq and is a predicted model, not a curated record.
GAUGACGAGGGAGAGGGACCAAAUAGGUCAAAUGUGAGAUAGGGACAUCUAGCAAGGGGAGAAGAGCCAUUGCUACCUCUUAUCAACUAUGCAGAUUCAACUGUGCAAAUCAAAUCGCGGGCAUGGCUUUGAUAUUGGCAAAACCCUAUUGCUACUCCAAGACUCAUACCACAGACCUAACAAAGCCAAUUGACUUUUACUACGAACCUAGGUCCUAACCUCACUCCUGCUCUACUCGAGUAUAGUACAAGUAAUAGUACGAGUACUCGUUAGUCCUCAGCUCGGAAGAUAAUACUCAUCCCAUACUCGGGGUUUUACCUUGUAUACAAACCACCCCUGCUGGUUUCUCCUUUUAUAUUUUGCCUGUAUAUUGCUACCUGAGGGUGUUUUUUUAUUGGGGGGUUAUUUCUUGCGCCUUCCUGCCGUAUAAUUGUUGGUCUGUUCUAUUUAGUUUGUACCUUUUUUGCACAGACCUUCUGAGCUACUAGAGAUGUCUGUCAUUUCGCCUUGAAAUGCUCUUGUCGUGAGUCUCUUCAUCUCACCACAAAUAUCUUCCAUCUAAAACAAAUUUCAUCUCGAUCGACUCUUUUUCUCGCAACAGGGGAAACACCAAAUCGCGUACCGACUUACACUUUAUUGACAUGCGAUAUACUACAAUCAUCCAUCAUCAUGUCUCGCGCACCACGAACUCCUUCUCCCCAGCCCCAGAGCCCGUCUGACAUCCCGACCCAGACACCCCGAUUUCGUGCCUUCUAUCUUAGCACCUUGAAUAGAAUACUUAGCCAUGGAAAUCUGGAGCCAGUGUCACCCACCAGUCGUUCCAUACUAAAGCACUACUUCAAGGGGCUACUGACGCCCAGCUCCAACAAUCAGUUUAGAGAGCCAUCCCCAUUCUACUUGCCCACCUCCGACUCUGAAAGCAAUUCUACUUGCCGGAGGCGUCUCAAACAGCAGCAGCAGCAGAAGAUAACGCCUACCAACCUACAUAGUAUUACGCCACUUCUCCGUCCUUUAGCACCAGCAUCACCUUGUCCUCGGCGCAGUCGAAAACAACAGUCUCGUCCAAAACCGACCUCCGACCACACAGCUAAGGAAAUCUUAAAGAAGGAUGCAGCCCGAAAGUCCUUAGCAAGGCAAUUCUAUAAUCUGAAGUAUAGAGGCUCUAUCCCUACUACUACUCCUCGUAGGCGCAAUAGCCCUAGGGGCGCUCAGCUCUUGCGCAGGACAACCUCUUCGAAAAGACGUACAAAAAGACAUCCUUCAGCCUCCAAAGCCGAUAGGGGGGGUACCGGUCAUCCAGUUCCUAGUCACAGACAAGUUGACACCAUAUAUGCUCGUCACCUACAAGCUUAUCAUCGAGUCCACCUGCGCUACGGCGCUAAAUAGGGAGCGCCCUUCCUUUACCUACGCAACCUCUACAGAAGUGCACGACUUGGAUCUUUCGAACUUGGAGACAAACAAUUGGUGUCCUUAUAAUGGC